This is a messenger RNA of Frieseomelitta varia, 4078 nucleotides long. Its product is annotated as SH3 domain-containing kinase-binding protein 1-like. The coding region runs from base 378 to 1997 and encodes 539 amino acids. NCBI's taxonomy places the organism in Eukaryota, Metazoa, Arthropoda, Insecta, Hymenoptera, Apidae. The record is from RefSeq and is a predicted model, not a curated record. Gene Ontology annotation, molecular function: protein binding. The transcript has 10 exons.
AGUCCAAGAUGGCCGCGAUGACAGAUAUAUCGAGCUGUUAACCGAAUAUGGGAUACGCCUAAAUUUUCAGUUUACAUCGACGCAUCACUUAGACACUGUAGUACAAUGAGCAUAAUAAAUACGUGCAGUGAUAUGAAAGGUGGAGGAUGCACCAGAGACAUAUGACUUUUGCAAACGUGCAAAUUUGUCUUAACUCAUACGUAUGCUACGCUCUGUGUUCACUCUGUUUCUUUUUUUCAUAACGAGUAAUCUGUUCGUUUGCGACAAGAACUUGCUAUAAGAGGAUCUCGUACUGAACUGCCCACAUACAAGGUUGUGAUAUUCAUGUGUUAGAAAAUUCAAGCUACUGUUAGGAUAAUAGAAAAAAAAAAAGAAAAAUGGAGGCAAUUGUAGAAUAUAACUAUGAAGCACAAGAACCUGAUGAAUUAACUUUAAAGAAAGGGGACAUUAUUACUGAAAUUAAAGUAAUGUUAGGUGGCUGGUGGGAAGGUACUUUAAGAGAUAAACGUGGCAUGUUUCCUGAUAAUUUUGUCAAGGUAUUGGAACCCCUAUCAAGCGGAACUGUUGGAAGUACAGGGAGUGGAGGAAGCGAAGGAACUAGUAGUGCUAAAUCUGAAGAUGUUUCCCUAAAAAAUGGAGGAUCUAAAAAAAGAUUUUGUAAAGUGCUUUUUAAUUAUGAACCAUGUAAUAAAGAUGAAUUAACUUUAGUACCCCAAGAUUCUAUAGAAUUUUUGGGUGAAGUAGAAGAGGGAUGGUGGAGAGGUAGACUUAAAGGCAGAGUUGGUGUUUUUCCAUCAAAUUUUGUUUCUCCUCCAGUCUAUGAAGAGUCUGAUAAACACAAAGAUCAAGAGAGCAAGAAACUAUGUAAAGUACUUUUUCCUUAUGAAGCUGCUAAUAUUGAUGAAUUGACAUUAAAUGAAGGAGAUAUAAUAACUCUUCUAUCUACAAAUGCGUCUGAUAAGGGUUGGUGGAUAGGAGAAUUAAAUGGUCAAGUAGGUUUGUUUCCUGAUAAUUUUGUUGAAGUAUUAAAUAUUCCACCUGAUCAGCAAGAUCAUGAACAGAAACUUAAACCACCUGUGAAAUCUCUAAAAUAUUCUCAUCUAAUAAAGAAAAAUGGAAAAGUGCAUACUAAAAAAAGUUUGGAUGUAAAAGACAUACAUGCAGAUGUAGCUAAGAAAAUCAUAUCAACAGCAGCACCUUCUGCGACAUCAACUUCUCCAGGAGUUGGAGGAAGUAGUGCAGAAAGGAAAAGUAUAAGUGGACAUCCUAUUCCAUCGAAUUUAAAACGCCUUGUAGGUGAUGUGGGAUCUAAUAAUGGUAAUGGAAAUACCAAUAUAGCUCUGGGUGAAGAAUUAGAUGGUGUGGAGCGAGGAGAAGGAGCACCCCUUUCACAUUUAACAGCUUCUCGAGCUAAAGCACCCAACCGACGACCACCUUCGUCACAACGCUUACGACGCCACAUUGGACUACCAGUUAUCACAAGCAAUACAAUAUCUGAAGAUAGUUUAUCAAACGGCAAUGCAGACACAAUAUUAGAACAAUUACGAGAUGAAGAACCUGAGGGAUUGGCUGCAAAAGCAAGAAGAAAAGCACCUUGGGUAGAGGAAUUAAAAUUAAACCAAUUGGAAAGGAGAAAAAUUGUAUCAGUAGAUCGUACUGAUAAAUCUGAAGAAAAAAAAGAACGUCCUAGUUCACGACUAUUAACAACGACAAAUGUCGCCGAUUGUAUUAAUAAAUUAGAAGCGGAAAGUGAGGAAAGUAAACAGAAAGAUAAAGGUCAAAGCCAGAAAUGUGACACAUCUCCACAUCUUGAACAAGUCUCGUCUACUCCUGGAACUCCUCCUACUUAUGUUCCAUUUGCACUUUACAAUCAACUAUUAGAAAGGGUUGUUGCCUUAGAAGAGAAACAAGCAAUGUUAUUACAAACAAUGGGACAAAUUUUGGAACAAGUUCAACCUCUUGCAUCUUCAACGUUUACAAUCAACACUCCAGAUUAAUCAACAUAAAUUCUACAAUUAUAUGUUAGCUAUGUGCAAAUAUGUAAAUAUCACCCAGUAUCAUAAAUGAGUUGAAGUAAAUUCCUAUAAAUUUGCAAUUUAGCUAUACUACAUAUAUCACCUAAAAAAUUCUAGUCUGAAACAAACAGAUUGCAGUGAUUAUAGGAUUGAAGUGCCAGGGCCAAUGAAACUAACACUGUCACUAUAAAUAUCAUUGUUAAUAAGUAUAUCUUUCAGAAAGUAAUGAUUUCAUUUUACAUACUAAUUUUUGUUUUAUAAAUUUUGUUUGUUUUAUAUCAAAAUAUUCAUACAAAAUUUAAAUAAAUUUCUUCUAAAUAGAUAUAUUUUAAUUUAAUAAAAAAAUUAAUAAAUCUUAUUAAUUACAAUCCUUUCAUUUGUAAUAUCUUCAUUAUCUCCAGAAUGUUAAUAUUUUUAAUCUAAAGAUUUUUAUAGUUUCCUUUUAUAUAUAUGAUUAGUUAAAAUAAAAAAUAACGUCAUUACAUUUUGAACGAUAUCCGAUAUAGAGUAUUAGUAUUAUAUAAAAUUUUUACACAUUUCUGCUGAAUGUAGCUUAUUUAAAUGGGAUAUAAUCAUAAUUAAGGGGUGAAAUGAUUAUAAAAUAUUUCUUUUGUAUAUGAGAAGAAAGACACUAGAAAAUGUUAAAUUUUUAUAGCUUUAGAUUUAUAUAUAUACUUUCAUUUGUAUAUUUUUAUAUUAAAUUUCUUUCUUAUUCUUCUUAUUAUUAUAAUUAGUUGUUACUAAUUGAAUAUAGGAUGCAUUUGUAUUAAUGUAGCAUAAUUUCAGUUACUAAAAAGAUUUGUAUAAUUAUGCCAUGAGUACAAGUCCUUCAGAAGAUUUAUGUAAAUCAAAAAUUUUAAAAUAUCUACAUAAAUAUGCAAUAUCAUAAUUAUCAGUGUGCUACAAUUCAUUAAAGAAAAUUUAAAAUCAUGCUUAAAAUGCAAUAGAUUCUAUCUGAAAGUAUCUUUUAUGUAGCAUCCGUCCCCAGCUUCAAGGCAAAAGCACAAAUUUGUUGCAUAGUAGAAUUCAAAAUAUUGUUUUGAUGUAUGCAUUUCUUAAUAAAUUAUGCUGAUGUUUUAUAAAUAAUUGAAUAAAGUUUUUCAUAGUUUUUUUUUUUUAAUAAUAUCUAUUACUGUACAUAUGGAAAUAAUGUAUAUGUUUAUGUUAUAUGGAUAUUGUGCUAAGUUUAUUCAAUUUUUUAUUCAUUACAGUGAAUAAAUGCAGUAAAUGAACACAAUGCAAUGCAAUUAAAUUAAAUUUAAUUUCAAUAAUUAUACAAGUCAUAAGUAAUUUUCAAACAAAUAUUUUUAUUGUACAUUCAUUAGUAUUUCUGUAAAAAAGAAAAAGUAAAAUAAAAGAAGAAGACAGAAGAGUUAUGUUACUUAUUAUAUUUGUACACAAUUGAUUUAAUCUGAAAACAGCUUAGCACACUGACCACAUUUAAGGAAGUAAUUGAUAUCAUUCCAUAAGAGAAAAUAUUAUUAAUAAAUCCUUUUAUACUUUUAUAUAUUAUCACAAUUAAAGAAUUAAUGUAAGAUUUUUAUGUAAAAAUACGUUGAAAUUCUAUGAAAUAUCAAGACUUCCAUUCGUAAAUUUUUGCAAAUGAACAUGUGACAAUAAUAGUCCUAAGUAAAAAUAACAAAAUUUUCCAAUUUCAUGAUGAUGUUUUACUAUUUUUACACAAUAAUUUUUUUUCAAAUUUAUAAGGAAAUUAAAAUUUGAAAUAUAACUAGAUCAAAGAUAUGUUUAAGUUAAGAAAUAAUUACUUACGUACUAUAAUUUUGAUGGAAAAUGUCUUCCUUUAGAAACGAAUGUUGUAGAUCAUAGGCUAUUUACUAUUACAUACAUAAAGCAACGAUGGAAUAAUAAUGUCUGUGUGGUAUUAAUUUGCAUUUUGAUAGAAACUUGCUUCGUAUAAAAUAUUUUUAUAUCACAUGCACAUAUUUUGAACCGUUUUAUGUUUUAUAUUUAAAAAUUAAUAUUUCUGUUAUUAACAUGCAUAUAUGUCAAAAGUUUGUCAUUUAUAGGAUGCAGAUUAAUUGCUUCAAAUUAAUUAUAUAUAU